GCGAGGCCGGUUUUUCCUCCUCGCCGCCGCUGGCCCGGCCUGCCGGGGAGGGAGGCGGCGUUCGCCUCAGCCCACACAGGCCCGGGCGGGGGAAGGCACAAGAGGCGGCAGAAGAGGCCCGGCCCGGCCCGGCUGGCUCACGGCGGCGGCGGCGACCGGGAGGAGGGAAAGGCGCCCUCCGAGGGACCAGGGCAAGGCGGCUGCGCGCCAAGAAUGAGGCCGGGGAGCGGCGGCAGCGGCAGUCAGAGGCCGGCUGAGGUUGGGUGGCUGAAAAUAUACUAAUUUGUCCAGCGGGAGGUUCAAGCUUUUGACUGAAAGUUCCAUCAUGGCUAAAGAACUGCAGGAUCUUCAGAAACGGUGGCACUCCAUGAUGAAAACCAUACACAGCAAUUCACGUGUUGUUGCUUUUAUGAACUCCCAGCUUGGCCAGUACUUAGACAGCCAUCCCUUUGUCGCCUUGUCCCUGCUGGUGUUCUUGGCGGUGUCCGCAGUGCCUGUUGCGUUCUUUCUGAUUUUCGCAGUCUCCACAACUGUCAUUGCCUGCAUUGGCGUGAUCAUCGUAGAAGGUUUUGUAGUGUCGCUGGGAGGCAUCACCCUGCUUUGUGUGCUCGGUGGACUGGGUUUGGUGUCUCUGGCAGUAUCUGGUGUGCUGAGCAUUAGCUAUGUGGCACUUACAACCGUGCUCAAGUGCUGGUCUGCUGCAAACGCUCGGUCAAAGAAAGAAGUAGCUAAUGGAAUCAGCUCGCUACGGAGCAGCUCUCCUGCCUCAGAUGAGCCUGCCACUAAUAAGGGUGAAUAAAUUGAACCAGUUCUCAGAACCCUUCAUCCAGCAGAGCUUACAGCAUAUAUUUUUGAAGGCACCAUUGCAUUCUUGAAACGUUUGCUUGUCUGAAUGGCGAAGGCUCCGUUCAUUGUAUACAGGAGCAAAAAUAAAUAAAUCCAUCAUUAAAUUUGUUGUCACGUUAAGGCUGCUCAGACGUGCCUGUUUGUUUUCUCCAGGUUUAUCUCCCAUGUAGGUCAAGGGAUGUCAUGUGUCAAGACAGGAGCGGGGUUUGGUUGCAUAAACUCAGAGGUGAAAGGUCUUCUACUAACAAGGUGUUCACAGUCAAUAGCGCGAAAGGGUAACAGUUCUUUCAUUUUGAAUGUGCAAAACCACUUUCAAGCCUUAAAUUUCUUUCAACAUCUUUUUGUUGAAAAACGAAGCCUGGGCCAUGUUUAAUAGAUAGCUGGAAAUGGAGUUAAAAGAUGGCAUUUCUCCUUAUCAUUGUGUUUGUGUGUGUGUUUUAAUGGCUCUUGUGAAUGUUGUGUGUUUCAGUUUAUUUGGCAGUGAUAUCUUUUCUUUUUGCCCCCUUUUUUCUCUCAUGAAGGCUGGUGCAAGAUGCAGGGGUGGUGGGUGUUGCACACUGCCAGAUGGUUAAGUUUUGUGCCUUAUGGUACCUUGUGUGUUUUAAAAUAUCUGUAUUUGGGGUCAGGUUUUUUCACGUUUUUUUAAAAAAUACUGUUGUUUUUCUUUUUGCAUAACUGGGAAUGCUGUUCUCAGAUACUCUUGGUCAUUAAA
Messenger RNA from Gekko japonicus, 1558 nucleotides. RefSeq names its product transmembrane protein 159 (gene LDAF1). Lineage: Eukaryota; Metazoa; Chordata; Lepidosauria; Squamata; Gekkonidae. The record is from RefSeq and is a predicted model, not a curated record. The coding region runs from base 326 to 799 and encodes 157 amino acids. The transcript has 5 exons.